Messenger RNA from Hevea brasiliensis (rubber tree), 745 nucleotides. RefSeq lists its product as uncharacterized. Gene Ontology annotation, biological process: defense response. Lineage: Eukaryota; Viridiplantae; Streptophyta; Magnoliopsida; Malpighiales; Euphorbiaceae. Bases 47 to 496 code for a protein of 149 amino acids. The record is from RefSeq and is a predicted model, not a curated record. The transcript is spliced from 2 exons.
UCCAAAUAUUUCUCUCUUUGCUUGCUUUGUUUCUCUGUUAUCGGAAAUGACGUACGUCACUGCCAUUGGUGGAGUUAAGGUUCUGAUCAAGAGUCGACCAGAUGACUUUUGGUCUAAAAUUCAAGACUCCAUAAAUUCGUUUCCUGCUGCCGCUCCUGACAUAUAUACAUCAAUUACAGAAGAUGCAGAUCCUUCCAAGCGCCAUGUGAAGUAUGGCUCAGCUUCUCAGAAUAUCAAGAUCUCGACUGAGAAGAUCGAUGAAAACAGUCAGGAAAAAUUCGCUUACACUAUACCUGAAGGAGAUAUCCUCCAACAAUAUAAGGUCAACCGUUUCCAGGCUGCAAUACUUUACCCAAAUGACAAAUGGGUGGAAUGGAACUGGACCUAUAACUAUGACCAAGCUAAAACAGAUUUGGCUCAUAGAUUUGAUGCACUCUUUGCAAAGAUUGUGGUGGAAACCCUGGCAAAACUUGAUAACCAUAUACAAAAGCCAUAAUAAAUUGCAUUGAUGAACUCAAGGCAUAAACGUGCGCAAAUAAAACAGAGCCCUGCUCUUCACUCAUCUGUGCAUGUUUUCUAGAUUAUUAUUGUGUGGCUAGCUAUGUGCUGCGUGUGCUGUAGUAAAUAAAGCAGACUACGUACUAUGUACUCUUAAUGCUCUGCACUUUAUCCUCGUUGUGUCCGUGUUAUGCUUAUGUAUUUUUCUUAAUUAAAGUAAAUCCAGCUUCAGCUGGUUCGUAUGGUA